AUGGAUGACACCAAGAACAAAUUCCAACGGGUGAUCCGUCGCCACUACCGCGAAAAAAGGGAGUUGCAAGCCCAAAUCCAUGCCCUGAACACUUCUGUCCCGAAGAAUGACAAAAGCAGAAGAAAGCAGAUGCUAGCUAACGCUGCCCGCCUCGAGGCCGAGAUGGAACAGAGGCACCGGCAGGAACUGGAGAAAUUUGAAGAAAAUCUUGACACCAGUGUAGAAUCGGUCAUAGCCGACCUCACGAAACUGAAUCUCGAGAAUAUGCCUCCACGCCCAUCAAAGUCCCUGAAAACGUGUGGUCGACGAGCUAACGUGGAGAGGCGACGCCAGGAGAGGGUACCUGCGGCCCAGGCCGAGCAGCUCACCAGCCACCGUCGUGAGGAAGAAGAGAAGGUCGCUGCCAUCCUAGAAGCCAGAAAUCUGGAGAUGAAGACCAUCCCUGCUGAUGGCCACUGCAUGUACCGUGCCAUCCAGGACCAGCUGGAGUUCUCUAUGUCAGUGGAGAGUCUACGCUACCGCACAGCCUACUACAUGCGGAAACACAUUGAUGACUUCUUACCUUUCUUCACCGAACCCGAGGCCGGCAACUUCUACACCAGAGAGGACUUCCUGAGGUACUGUGAUGACAUCGUGCACAAGGCUUCUUGGGGCAGCCAGCUGGAACUGAGAGCCAUGUCGCAUGUCCUGCAGACCCCCAUCGAGGUGGUACAGGCCAACUUGCCCAUCAUUGUCAUCGGGGAGGAGUACACCCGGAAGCCGCUCACACUGGUCUAUCUGCACCACGCCUGCAACUUCGGAGAGCACUACAACUCAGUGAAGGCCCUCGAAGCCUCUGGAGCCACUGGAGGCGUGGCACCGUGCCUGAUCUAG
Acomys russatus (golden spiny mouse) is the source of this 873-nucleotide messenger RNA. RefSeq names its product OTU deubiquitinase 6A (gene Otud6a). Bases 1 to 873 code for a protein of 290 amino acids. The transcript has a single exon. Gene Ontology annotation, molecular function: cysteine-type deubiquitinase activity. Lineage: Eukaryota; Metazoa; Chordata; Mammalia; Rodentia; Muridae. The record is from RefSeq and is a predicted model, not a curated record. Gene Ontology annotation, biological process: protein K27-linked deubiquitination; protein K29-linked deubiquitination; protein K11-linked deubiquitination.